AUGGAAGAGAAGGACGGUAGCAUGUUCCCAUCUUCUUCUUCAUCGUCUCCUAGCCCAAUCUUUUGGUUCCACAGAUGCCAUGGGCAAGAUGCCCGAGCGCUGAAACCGGCAACAGUCAACAGAGCCGGGUUCGCAUCUGUGGCGGAGGCUUUUGCAGCAGUGAUGGACUUCUCGGAGAAUGGAGAGCAAACGUCGCUGCGGUGCAACGUAGAUGGUUUGUCCUUGGUCGUUGAAGACUCCUCUCAAGAGCCAGUGCCAGUGGUUGAAAGCCUUCUGAUGUCUGAAGUGAGCUGGUGUCCAGUUAAAAGUGGCAGCCAUGCCGACAUGACGUUGGUAUCGGUGGUUCCUCCAGCGCCUGGCUCUGGUAUCCGCAGUACCUCCGUGACAGGAUUGACGUCCACCGCUGAAGGCUGGUUUAUCUGCGUGCUUGGUUGCACACCCCACAGCUUUGUUGACAUGCUCAGUGCAUGUGGUUGUCUCCGGACGGACCUUGAUGCAUCCUUUACGAUGGCGCAUGACGGUGAUUGUGCCAUUGGAGAGGGAGCGUAUGCCACGGUGUAUCAAAUGCGGGCAGCGGCAGGCCACGAUGUGGCAGUGAAGCAAAUGCAUCACACCACAGACCUGGAGUCCAUUGAGCGAGAGGUUGCUGCUCUCGCCGAGCUGCGGGGUGACCACAUCAUCGGCUUCCGUGGAAUUUUCUGGAAAGUAGAGAUGGAGCAAGUUCGAUUCUCCAGUGUUUUUGACCUGGCAUUGGGUGGCGACUUGCUGUACAAGGUGCUUCAUUUGGGUGGGAUGACAGAAGCAUCUGCCAGACCAUUGUUCAAGGGAAUCCUUCGAGGAUUGAAAAGGAUCCAUGACCACAACAUCGUGCACAGGGAUGUAAAGACGGAGAAUAUUCUGCUGCAAUCCGGUGAUGUUCCGGUGCUGGCUGACUUCGGGCAGACUCCUUG
Symbiodinium necroappetens is the source of this 950-nucleotide messenger RNA. NCBI's taxonomy places the organism in Eukaryota, Dinophyceae, Suessiales, Symbiodiniaceae. The record is from the annotation of a GenBank genome assembly.